AUGGAGGAGGUUUUUAGAAUUGUCCAUAGGGAUCUUGCUGAGCGUUCGGGUGUGUAUGGUGGGCCUCAAACCCGUGUAGGGGGAACGACUAUUAUUGCGCCCAACCCGAUAGAUAUCGUUGCACAAAUUAUGGGGUUUGGCCCCAAUGGGGACGCUGUUUACUCUCAAGAAGAACUCGAUUUCGUAGUGACGCAGCUAAUUAACCAAACAACAAUAAACAAUGCCCCCGGUCCUGCCUCGGAAGAAGCUAUUCGUGCUCUGCCAAAGAAACCUGUCGAUAAAACGAUGUUAGAUAGUGAGGGCAGGGCGGAGUGCUCUAUUUGCAUGGAUAGCGUGGAGCUCAAGGAAGAGGUCGCCGAGUUACCAUGCAAACACUGGUUCCAUGAGCUUUGCAUUUCGUCAUGGUUAAAGGAACAUGAUACGUGCCCCCAUUGCCGCAGAGGAAUAAUGCCUCCUCAAAUGGUUCCUCUUGGCCACGUUGCGGAAAUGCCCUCACUGGACAACACGGAGGGGUUCACGCUACCAGGUAAUAACUCUACACGGCAAUCAGGUAGCACCGGAACGAAUCGUUUCUCCGAUUGGAUGAGAAAUCGGUUUGGGGGCGGAGGGAGCAACGGUGGCUAA
Ophidiomyces ophidiicola is the source of this 624-nucleotide messenger RNA. RefSeq lists its product as uncharacterized. The record is from RefSeq and is a predicted model, not a curated record. NCBI's taxonomy places the organism in Eukaryota, Fungi, Ascomycota, Eurotiomycetes, Onygenales, Onygenaceae. The transcript is spliced from 2 exons. Gene Ontology annotation, cellular component: cytoplasm; nucleoplasm. Bases 1 to 624 code for a protein of 207 amino acids.